ACGUAUCGUCUGCGACCAUGGCUGGUCAUCGUGAACUUUUAUUCUUUCUCCUUGUUGUCUCUCUGUCGUCUUGCGAUUGGGGACAGCCGUGUAGUGGAUGGUUCCAGAACAUCAGGAACGGACAUUGCUACAUGAAAUUCUGUGACGGGAAAAGCUUUGAUGCUGCUCAAAGAGUAUGCGAAAAAUAUGAAGCGCACCUGCCAUAUAUUAGAAACGAGCAAGAGGACAAAUUCGUUGCAACUUUGUCAAGAUCUGUUAGAAAGAAAAUAAAAUGGCGGGGCCGUGAAUACAUGCAAAACCACUGGAUCGGAAUCAAAUUACUAGAUGGACCAGGGGGGAAGAAAUGGAGAUUUGUGAAUGGAACAGAGGCUACUUAUUUCAAUUGGCAACCCAUUGAGCCAAACAAUUUGGGAGGAAACGAAGAAUGCGUCCAUUAUGCACCAGUUUGGGGCGACUGGUUCCGUUGGAACGACUUGAAGUGUGAACAUGAACAAAGUGAUUUCGUAACCUACAUCUGUGAAAAAGAUUCCUGUGUCGAUCUCAAGUGAGAAUAGUGAACUUUUUGUGUGUCAUUUUUGUUGAAUAAAUGUUAUGUAGAAC
Molecule: messenger RNA, 600 nt
Organism: Cylicocyclus nassatus
Lineage: Eukaryota; Metazoa; Nematoda; Chromadorea; Rhabditida; Strongylidae
Source: the annotation of a GenBank genome assembly